Messenger RNA from Ornithorhynchus anatinus (platypus), 1540 nucleotides. RefSeq names its product netrin 5 (gene NTN5). The record is from RefSeq and is a predicted model, not a curated record. NCBI's taxonomy places the organism in Eukaryota, Metazoa, Chordata, Mammalia, Monotremata, Ornithorhynchidae. Bases 1 to 1521 code for a protein of 506 amino acids. Gene Ontology annotation, molecular function: protein binding. The transcript has 6 exons.
AUGUCCGCGGCCUCCGCCCUCGGCCUCCUGCCGCUGCUGCUGCUGCUGCUUUGGGUGCGGCCGGCCCCCGCGGACCCCUGCCACGACGGCCGAGGCCGGCCUCGCUUCUGCCUCCCGCCCCCCAUCCGCCUGGCCGGGGCCUCGGGCUCCUGCGGGCCUCGCCCGUCCUGCCCCCCGCCUCCCGGGGCGGCCGGCGGCCGUCCGGCCUGUGGGCGGGGGGCGGAGGGCCCGGUCCCCGCCGCCAACCUCACCCUGGCCCUGGGGGGACCCUUCCUGCUGGCCUCCGUCCGCCUCCGCUUCUGCUCCCCGCGCCCGCCCGUCCCGCUCCUCCUCCUGUCCCUCUCGGGGGACGGCGGCCGGGGCUGGAGACCCUUCGGGGGCGGCCCGGCCCGGGAGGGGGCGGGGGUCGUGGCCUUCCGGGCCCCGCCGGGCUCCCCUGGGGGCCCUCCGGCCACGCACGUGCGGGCCGAGCUGGGCCCGGCCGGGCCGCGGCUGGGCGACAUCAGGGUGCGGGGCCGGUGCCAGUGCCACGGGCACGCCGCCCGCUGCGCCGCCCGCGCCCGGCCCCCGCGCUGCCGCUGCCGCCACCACACGGCCGGCCCGGGCUGCCAGGAUUGCCGGCCCACCCACCGAGACCGGCCCUGGAGGCCCGCCACGCCUCGACACCCCCACCCCUGCCACCCGUGCACCUGUAACCGACACUCCCGCCGCUGCCGCUUCAACGCAGAGGUCUAUCACAUGUCGGGCAGGAGGAGCGGGGGCGUUUGUCAGCACUGUCGCCACCACACAGCUGGGCGGCACUGCCACUACUGCCAAGCGGGCUACAAGAGGGAUCCGGCCCAGCCGAUGACCAGCCGCAGAGCCUGUCGAGCUUGCCAGUGCCACCCCAUCGGGGCCAUCGGGGGAGUCUGCAACCAGACCAGCGGUCAGUGUCAGUGCAAGCCGGGGGUGACGGGGCUGACCUGCAGCCGCUGUGCCCAGGGCUACCAGCAGAGCCGCUCUGCCCGGCUGCCCUGUCAGCGGAUUCCAGAGAUUCUGACAACAACAGUUACCACUCCAGGCGAAUACAGCACAGAUCCUACGUGCCAAAGCCACUGUAAUGCCUCCUACACCCGAGUCCACAUGAGUCUGCAGAGAUACUGUCAGCAAGACUACGUGCUGCGGGCGCGGAUCGAGUCUGCCGUUCCGUCCGGGGCCGCCUGGUGGCGCCUGGGAGCCCGGGUGCUGGCCGUCUACAAGCAGCGGCGGGAGGCGGUGCGGCGCGGGGAGCAGGACGCCUGGGUCCCCCGGCGGGACCUGACCUGCGGCUGCCUCCGCCUAAGCCCCGGGGGCACCUACCUGCUGCUGGGCAGCGCGGCGGGCGGGCCGGACCCGUCGCGCCUCGUGCUGGACCGGCACGGGCUGGCGCUGCCCUGGAGGCCGGGCUGGGCGCGGAAACUGCGGCAGCUGCAGCAGGAGGAGCGGCGGGGCGGCUGCCGCCCGGCGGGACCCGGCCGAACCCCGUCCGCCCCUGACCUCUGACCUCGCCCCGACGCCGCCU